AUGGAUGAUCAGGGGUAUCUCUAUGUCUCUAACUACGAAAAACAUGAAGUAAGACGGUACCAAUCGGGAGACAAGAAUGGUACUCUCGUGGCUGAAGGCAAUGGCCGAGGAAAUGGUCUCCAUCAACUUAAUGAGUCAAGUUAUCUUUUUGUCGAUCGAGAACAGAAUGUCUAUGUAUCUGAACAAUACAAUCAUCGUGUAAUGAACUGGAAUAAAGAUACAAAAGAAGGCAUCAUUGUCGCUGGAGCUCAAGGUCGAGGUAAUGCCUUGACGCAAUUGAAUCAACCUAUGGGUCUUUUUGUCGAUACGUCGGGUACUCUCUAUGUAGCAGACACAUUUAAUAGUCGUGUAAUGCGUUGGCCUCAAGGAGCGAAACAAGGCACAGUGAUUAUGGGUGGGAAGGGCUGGGGAAGUCAAGCAGAUCAGUUCACGGGCCCCAUUGGUCUGUCCUUCGAUCAAAAUAGAAAUCUCUAUGUCGUUGAUUGUGAAAAUCAUCGUGUCCAACGCUUUUCUCCUGAAUAG
This is a messenger RNA of Rotaria socialis, 522 nucleotides long. The record is from the annotation of a GenBank genome assembly. NCBI's taxonomy places the organism in Eukaryota, Metazoa, Rotifera, Eurotatoria, Philodinida, Philodinidae.